This is a messenger RNA of Coffea arabica (coffee), 590 nucleotides long. RefSeq lists its product as uncharacterized. The record is from RefSeq and is a predicted model, not a curated record. Gene Ontology annotation, biological process: protein insertion into mitochondrial inner membrane; protein import into mitochondrial matrix. Gene Ontology annotation, cellular component: TIM23 mitochondrial import inner membrane translocase complex. Lineage: Eukaryota; Viridiplantae; Streptophyta; Magnoliopsida; Gentianales; Rubiaceae.
AUUCCUUGGGGAACAAAACAGAGGUUUCUUGUUUCCACUGUCACUCUCCAGUCUCCUCUCCUUGUAAAAAAUCAGAGAGAGAGGCCCAAAGAAAAAGGGAAAAAAUCCGGUGGUGAAUAUGAGGAGGGAUAGCUGUUUGGCAAAAGUAACUGCUGGCGUUGUCGUCGGGGGCGCUAUUGGCGGUGCCGUUGGUGCUUGUUAUGGAACUUUUGACGCUAUCAGAUGCAAGGUUCCUGGCCUUCUGAAAAUCAGAUAUAUUGGCCAAUCCACGCUGGGAAGUGCUGCGGUCUUUGGUCUUUUCUUGGGCGCUGGAAGCUUGAUACAUUGCACGAAGUGAUAUACGUUUUGCUUGUCUACGUCUGAUGUUAGUUGUUAGUUGACGUUGACUUGGCCCUUAUAUAUUAUGAUAUUCACAGAACAGUUUCUGUAUUGUGAGUCUGUCCUGGCAACAUUUCUGUAGCUCGUUUCAAAGGUUGUUCCAUAAACAGCUUCGUGGAGAUAAAUUUAAGUACAGCAUUUCAAUACCUUGGCUCUGUGCUGGGAUUUUACCAUUUAUCAUUUCUAUAUUAGAAAUUGGAAUACUUGAUGUA